AUGUCGGAGAAACCUCCUCCGACAUUAGAAAGAUAUGAUGGCUCGACAGACCCCGAUAACCACCUCAGGAUCUUCACUAAUGCGAUGGCAUUCUACAAAGAUAGCUAUCCAAUCAUAUGCAAAGUUUUCUCCUUGUCAUUAAGGGAUAAAGCAUUAGAAUGGUACCAUACCCUCCCUCCAAACACGGUAGACUGCUUUGCCACAGUAGAAACCCUUUUUAGAAAACAGUAUGCAUCCAAUCGAAAGCAAAAGAUGACGCCAGCAGAAUUGGUGAACACCAAGCAAGGAAAAGACAAAACCUUAAAGGAAUUCAUCCAAAGGUACAACGAGGUUGUGCGACGAGUGAAAGACGUAAAUCACACUUUCAUCAUCAAUAAUUUGUUGUCAUGUUUAAAACCAGGCUAUUUCGCUGAGCAGUUGUAUGCCAGACCACCAAAAUCUAUGGAGGAACUCUAG
Molecule: messenger RNA, 456 nt
Organism: Vigna radiata var. radiata (mung bean)
Lineage: Eukaryota; Viridiplantae; Streptophyta; Magnoliopsida; Fabales; Fabaceae
Exons: 1
Coding region: 1-456 (151 amino acids)
Source: RefSeq, a predicted model, not a curated record